UGAAGCAGCGACCUGUUGUCCCUGACUCUGUGGUCUGACGAAGCUCGGGGCCUUGAAUGGCUUGCGUGCAUUCAUCUGUUCAUGUAGCUUCAGCUCUUUCUGUCUGUUUGCGACUUUCAACUUUUUUCUUGACCUCGACCACAAAAGAUAUUGAGCAUGAUGGGCUACAGGAUGCUGGCAGGUACAUUGGCGAGGCAGGCACGGAGGUACAGUACAAGUACCGGUCCGCAAUUGUUGUUGACACUCAAGGAAGCAGUCAAGCAGAGUAUGCGAAACAAGGACAAGCCACGCUUGAAUGUGUGCAAGGACAUCCUUGCGCAAGUCGUCAAUGCGAGCAAGACGAACAAGCCAGUAGAAACGGACGUGCAAGUCAUCAAUCUACUGCGAAGCAGCGCAGCCAAGAGAAGAGAGGCCGCAGCUGCGUAUAGGCAGCAUGGACGUGCCGAACUGGCAGAGGUCGAAGAACUUGAAGCGGGUUUGCUCGAUAGCUUUCUCCCGAAGCAAAUGGAUGAAGGUGUGCUACAAGCUCAAGUAGUGGCGCUCGUCUCGCGUAUGCAGGCUACACCAAAGGAGAUGGGCAAAGUUCUCAAGGCACUGGCUGAGGAAGUCGAUGAAAGUGCAGCGCCGAAAGCAAUGCAAGCGAGGAUUGUCAAGCAGGUCCUGGCGGGAGCUUCGACGGCGCACAAGACAAGUUCUUAGGCUUCUGCACAGGUGCAGCGGCAUGCAAGAAGUUGUCGUCUUUGAUCGCUUGAUUAGCCGCAAGCUUGUCAGUGAGAGAAGCUGUUUUGAGGUGGAGUCAGUGCGAGUGACCUACGCUCGUGUGUGUGUCUACCUUGGGAGUAGGCUCUGAGCCCUGUCUAUCGUGAGUUCUGAACAAGCCCUCGGUCGCGUUACAGAGCUUCCGGCACUCAGAUGCUCGAUCAUAUAAAGCUGGAGCAAAGUCAAUUCAGCGUCUCUGACACAACUGAUCAAAGAAUGCGUCUGUCGAUAGGAAGCUCUCUGUGACUCCAUCGGACACUCAGCUAGCUGGCCGCCUUUCAAGCCACCUUUCGGUAUUGGACUAGCACUACCCCUGGAUUUCGAAAGGAUUGCCCGGCCCGCUGCGGCAAUUUAAGUUAUCUGCUGCUAGAUUGUAGGAGCCAUACACUCAACUCCUCGCCCCUAU
Protomyces lactucae-debilis is the source of this 1165-nucleotide messenger RNA. RefSeq names its product Yqey-like protein-domain-containing protein. The record is from RefSeq and is a predicted model, not a curated record. Gene Ontology annotation, cellular component: mitochondrion. Gene Ontology annotation, molecular function: carbon-nitrogen ligase activity, with glutamine as amido-N-donor. NCBI's taxonomy places the organism in Eukaryota, Fungi, Ascomycota, Taphrinomycetes, Taphrinales, Protomycetaceae. Bases 157 to 699 code for a protein of 180 amino acids. The transcript has a single exon.